Aspergillus caelatus is the source of this 1356-nucleotide messenger RNA. Its product is annotated as saccharopine dehydrogenase family protein. The coding region runs from base 1 to 1356 and encodes 451 amino acids. The record is from RefSeq and is a predicted model, not a curated record. Lineage: Eukaryota; Fungi; Ascomycota; Eurotiomycetes; Eurotiales; Aspergillaceae. The transcript has a single exon.
AUGGCCAACAAUACUAAUUCCAAGCCCGUCGUCUUCAUCGGCGCUGCGGGUGAGAUGUGUCGUGUCGCCGUGGAACGCUUUGCCAAAGCCAGCAAUGCCCAGCUUGUUCUUGCAGACUUGAACACUGCUGUUAUCGAAUCUCUUGCGGCCAAAUUACCAGCUGGAAGGGCAAGUACUCACGAGCUUAAUCUAUUUGACGAAUCUGCCCUUGCCCGGUUAAUCAGCGGUGCCGGACUGGUUGUUCUGGGCGCUGGACCGUAUGCCAAAACUUCCCAUCCGGUCGUCAAGGCAUGUAUCGCAGCCAAAGUUCCAUAUCUCGACUUUGAUGACGACGUCGAAAGCACGCAGGCCGCUCUUGCGCUCACUCGAGAAGCAGAAGAAGCCGGUGUCCCUCUCUAUAUUGGAUGCGGCGCGUCGCCCGGCCUGAGCAACGUCAUGGCCAUGGAUGCCACCCGUGAACUCGACUCCGUCGAUAGCAUCGAUCUCUGUUGGCUUGUGGGCGACGAAGCAACUGUCGGGAAAGCCGUGCUCCAGCACUUGAUGUACAUUGCUGCUGGACCGUGUCUGACAUGGGUGAAUUCGAAGCCGACAGUGAACGAGUCUUGGGUCGGGACUACCUACGCGCCUAUGUAUACCGACGAUGGCGAGAGGCUCUUACACGAGACCGCUCAUCCCGAGCCGGUCACGCUUCCGCGACAUUUCCCAAAUGCCAUCAGGAUUCAGUGCUUCGGCUCGCUGGAUCCAAAACCUCUCAAUGGUGUCGCACGCGGCCUUGGCACUGCUGUUCGUGCAAAGGCUGUGUCAAUGGACGAUGCUGUUGAGUUUCUUUAUAAUCUGACAACUCACCCGCCUUUAGCGGGCGGCGUGGGUAGCUUGGGUGAAGCUUUUGCUGCUUUCAAGGGACAGCUCCGCGGUGGCGAUAUCACUCUCAAAGAGCUGUACCACUUGAUCAGCCACUCUGUCGGCCCUCUCCGGUAUGCUCUAUGGGGAAUGCUAGAGCAGAUCUGGAACGGCGAAUGCUCAACUACGGAGGUUGUGACUUACAUCAUGAACGCAAUGACUGGAACGAAAAUCGAAAACCGAGGCAACUUACUGGUGAGGGUGGUCGGGAUGCGCAACGGUGUGCCGACGGUGAUCACGAAGCGCAAUCCGAAGAACGGAAAAGACAGUUAUCUGUGUCAGAGUAUGGGCACUGUCACUGGAACCGCGACUGCUGCGUUCAUGGUAAUGGCGCUGGAAGACGGCCACAAGCGUUGUGGUGUUUUCUGCCCCGAGGACUGGGCUCAGCCUGAGGUGCUGUACAGUGCCCUAGAGCGAGUUGGGGUUCCCAAGGAUGAAAUUAUCGAGACUAUCUAG